Corylus avellana is the source of this 947-nucleotide messenger RNA. Lineage: Eukaryota; Viridiplantae; Streptophyta; Magnoliopsida; Fagales; Betulaceae. The record is from RefSeq and is a predicted model, not a curated record.
UGAUAUGAGAGUUUUAGUAUGAAUAUUCUUAUAUCAUGUUCAUAGCCCAUGUCCAUAUGAUGCUUCGUAGAUCCUAUCUGAUCGAUGUCACUUCUACACUUGUAUACCAGGUAUUCAAUUUCAGCACUGGGAGAAUUAUUAAUAAAGCAGUCUUUGACGGUGAGGUUACCUCUAUGGACCAUGAUCACACCGGUCAGCUCAUCUUCUGUGGGGAUUCACAGGGGUGUAUCUACUCAGUUAGUAUGAACUCUCAUACAGGAGUAUUAUCUCGUUCGCAUCGCCAUCGAAGUAGCAGCAGACGCAAAUCUCCAGUCACAACUGUGCAGUACAGAAGUUUCUCCCUGCUUGCUCGUGGACCUGUGCUGCUGGCAUGUACUCAAGAUGGAGGUUUGUCUUUCUUCAGUGUUGCUUUGGAAAUACAAGGUUAUUUGACUCUUCGUUGCUCGCUGAAGUUAACUCCACGAAUACAUAGCAUUCGAGCUUCCUUCUGUCCUCUGCUUUCCCUUGAAAAAGGAGAAUACAUAGUUGCUGGAAGUGAGGAUUCGAAUGUCUACUUCUAUGAUUUAACUAGGCCCCGGCAUACAUGUGUAAACAAGCUGCAGGGUCAUCGUUUUCCAGUUAUCGGUGUCGCUUGGAACCACGGUGAGAACUUGUUGGCAUCAUCUGAUUUCUAUGGAAUAGUAAUUGUAUGGAAGAGAUCAAAGACAAGGUAAAAUAAACAUACAACAUUAUACAAGAAAUUUCCAACACAUACUCAAAAGGCUGGAGCAGGACGUCAUUUUUUUUUUUUUGUUUUUUAUUAAUUUUGCUGCUCGUUUGUGAAAAUUGUUUUGUAAAUUGUAUAAUUCAGAUCGGGAAACUGAGUGACAUUGUGAGUGCCAUUUGAAUCAACGUUGUAGUCUUCAACUUUCCUGUUGAAUAUAAUUUGAUAGUACAAAAUUUUUAAA